Messenger RNA from Toxorhynchites rutilus septentrionalis, 817 nucleotides. RefSeq names its product DNA replication complex GINS protein SLD5 (gene Sld5). The transcript is spliced from 2 exons. The record is from RefSeq and is a predicted model, not a curated record. Gene Ontology annotation, cellular component: GINS complex. Gene Ontology annotation, biological process: DNA-templated DNA replication; double-strand break repair via break-induced replication. Lineage: Eukaryota; Metazoa; Arthropoda; Insecta; Diptera; Culicidae. Bases 107 to 805 code for a protein of 232 amino acids.
UCUCUGCACGGAUAUGUGAAACGUUUGUUUUCCGUUUAUUUUGCUCUUCUGUUUUAUUUUUCUCGCUGGUAUUUUACUGGUUUUUACUCAAUAUACAAUUUUUGUAAUGGAAAACCGGGGUCACAUUAACCCGGAAGAUGAUCAUGGCGAAGAUGACUCACAUGAAGCCGUCGAUCCCGGCCUCUUGGAGGACACAGAUGAGGAAGAAAUUCCUAUGACAUCAAAACAGGUCUUGGAAGCUAUGGAUCGAGCUUGGAUGAACGAAAAAUUUGCCUUGCAAAUCCUUCCAUAUGAGGAAGCUAUAGUCGACAUGGUAAUGAGCCAGCUAGUGUAUAUGGAAGAAAAUUUAGCUACGACGAAUAAGAACGAUUUGCUGUACAUUGCCCACCGGAUGGAGGUUGAGCGCAUACGUUAUGUACUGGCCAGCUACCAUCGCUGCCGAUUGCAGAAAAUUGAAGAGUACACAUUUCACAUCCUCGAAGAGGAAUCCAAGCGGCCGGAAGGCAUCAAAAGACUUUCGGCGGGAGAGUUGAAAUUUGCCAAGGAUUUUCACGAGAGUGUAGAGAAUCACUUUCAAGAAGUUGCUAUCAAACAUAUGCCGCAAAGUCUCCGGCCGGACGACCACCUGCGAAAGGUUGUUCCCAAUCUGGACAGUUACGUGUUCGUUAAAGCCAAGGGGAAUUUGGCUGAUCUUGCAAUCAGCGCGGAUCACGAGACGAUCAACAUUGCCGCCGGAUCCGUUCACAUGUUUAAGUACAGAGAUGUUGAACCACUUGUGCUGGAAGAUAAAUUUGAAUUAAUUUGAGCUUGUUUAGAA